This is a messenger RNA of Hylaeus volcanicus, 1346 nucleotides long. RefSeq names its product pre-mRNA-splicing factor ISY1 homolog. Gene Ontology annotation, biological process: mRNA 3'-splice site recognition; generation of catalytic spliceosome for second transesterification step. Gene Ontology annotation, cellular component: post-mRNA release spliceosomal complex; post-spliceosomal complex; catalytic step 2 spliceosome. The coding region runs from base 180 to 899 and encodes 239 amino acids. Lineage: Eukaryota; Metazoa; Arthropoda; Insecta; Hymenoptera; Colletidae. The record is from RefSeq and is a predicted model, not a curated record. The transcript is spliced from 4 exons.
AUGCGCAUGAUCAGGAAAAAUCCCACGAAUGUCCAUCGCUGGUCGUACCAAUGUUUACGAUAACAUAACCUCAAUGACCCGGUGUACCAAAUUAAAUGAAAUAAAAUUAUAUAUUUAAUUUAAUUAACAUAACGUAAUUAGUGUUAUUAAACGUUAUUGUUGCAGUUACUUCAUAAAGAAUGGCACGAAAUGCAGAAAAGGCUAUGACUACGCUUGCUCGAUGGCGAGCAGCGCAAAGUAACGAUGGUGCCAGAAAGGAACAAGAGAGAAGACCAUACCUAGCUUCCGAAUGUAGAGAUUUGAGGAAAGCAGAAAAGUGGAGAAUGCAGAUAAUCAGAGAGAUAGCAAAGAAAGUAGCACAGAUACAGAAUGCUGGUCUUGGAGAAUUUCGUAUUCGGGACUUGAAUGAUGAAAUUAAUAAGUUAUUAAGAGAGAAACGACAUUGGGAGGCUCAAAUAAAAGAGCUGGGUGGUCCAGAUUACUCCAGAGUUGGACCACGUAUGCUAGAUCACGAAGGUCGUGAGGUACCUGGAAAUCGUGGUUAUAAGUAUUUUGGAGCAGCGAAAGAAUUGCCGGGAGUCAGAGAACUCUUUGAACAGGAACCACCUCCUCCUCCUCGUAAAACGCGUGCGGAAUUAAUGAAAGACAUCGAUGCGGAUUACUACGGUUACAGAGACGACGACGAUGGUAUUUUAUUACCAUUGGAACAAAAAGCUGAACAAGAAGCAAGAGAAAGAGCCGUGAAAGAAUGGUCGGCACAAAACGAGAAGAAGGAAGACGAAGAAGCCGAAGAGGAAGUCGAAACGACCGCGCAGAAAGCGAUACCGUCGCAGCAAGAUAUUCAGGAAGCGUUAUUAGUAAGAAAAAAGCAAGAACUGUUAGAGAAAUAUGUACUUUGACAGGUUUUAUUUGUUUUUCUCGCAUAUUCAAUAACAACUAUUUAUAAGUUUAUUUGUUUAAUUGUAUUAGAGUACACUUUUAUAAAACGCGACAGAUAUAAUUAUAAUUAUUAUUAAUUUGUAAGUAAUAACAUUGAUUACGUUAAUUAUUUUGUGCAGUAGACGUUCAAACUUCAAUUUAAUACUUAUCGAGAAAGAGUGCUGUAGAUAAAAUAUAUAGAUCAAAAUUCAACGGUAGUCUGUUUAUAAUCCGCGCGAUUUUUUUUAUUUUUCUUUUGUUUGUAUGUUGCACUCGGUUUUGUUGCAAUCUAAGCACCCGAUACUCGAGAAAGCGACACAAUAGAAUAAAACACCAAAAAACGUGGCAAAUUACGAUUAACGUAGUGAAAAUUCAUCUUUCACCGCAUACAUUCACACGCACAAAAAUAAAUAACAAUAAGAAUUUAA